GUACUCCAGCCAAUUAGAAUCGAAGGAGACAAUAUUGCUGCUAAAAUGCUCAGCCAAUCAAGUUCAAAGCGUCCUGUAUAAAAGUGGUGUUCUGUGAGUUGGUGAUCAGUGUUCUCUCAACAGUCGCGAUGGUAACAUUUACAAAAAUGGCAAGCAUUAUUCUUCUGGUCGUAGCAGUGCCUACCCUGGCAUACGCUUCAUUUCUUCCCAACGAUGCCUUAGAUGGCAGGGGUAACUUAAACCCUACCAUAUCUAACCCAUUCUUACUUUCAACGUCUCGCAAUCCCUUCCCUCCAUCUCCGGCAGUACAUGCACCACAGCAAGUACCGACUCAAGACGUAUUCCCACAGGAACCCGCCCAAGAUUUAUUUCUACAAUACACGGCACCAGUCCAACAAAUACCUCUACAACCACAGUUACCCCAGCAGCCACUCUUCAUCCCUCCACAAGAAUUCCCCCAGCAACAAAUACCUUUGCAACUUCAGCAAACUGUACAACAAGCAUUUCCACAAAUACCUCUGCAAGUAUUUUCACAAUCUCCUACAGAACAGGCUUCACAAAUCGCUUCCAGCCAACACGCUAGUCGAUUCCCACCUUCACGAUGCGACCCUAUUGCCAAACCUCUGGUUGACGAAAUUCAGGAUGGUCGAGCCUACCAUUUCUCCUGGUGUCACGAUGGUGGACUUGCUUACACUUGGGAACACGCUGUUAAUUACUGUGCUGCCCUUAGAAAUGGCUUCCAAGCAAUCAGUAUAGAAAGCAGAAGAGAACAGAACUUCGUAUCUAACAUUCUACUUGCCUAUAAUGUAGCAGAUUCUUGGACUAGCGGCAACAAGUUCUCUACCUACUGGCAGUGGUUAUCUGGUAUAUCUUCUUCCUACACAAACUGGUCUGUUACUGGCAGACUGGGUCUUCCUCAACCAGACAAUGAGGAAGGCAACGAGCUGUGCCUUGCUGUACUGAACAAUCGUUACAACGACGGUGUUACUUGGCAUGAUUUGAAUUGUUUAUCUCUAACACCAGUUAUUUGCGAAACUGCAGUGUUUUAUAAUUAACUUCACUCUGUAAUGAUAAUCUAAGUCUCUGGGUAUAAUAAAUGGUUACAUUUAGUUUA
Molecule: messenger RNA, 1114 nt
Organism: Cherax quadricarinatus
Lineage: Eukaryota; Metazoa; Arthropoda; Malacostraca; Decapoda; Parastacidae
Source: RefSeq, a predicted model, not a curated record